Molecule: messenger RNA, 1467 nt
Organism: Malaclemys terrapin pileata
Lineage: Eukaryota; Metazoa; Chordata; Testudines; Emydidae
Product: olfactory receptor 11A1-like
Exons: 4
Coding region: 4-1467 (487 amino acids)
Biological process (GO): G protein-coupled receptor signaling pathway
Cellular component (GO): membrane
Molecular function (GO): olfactory receptor activity; G protein-coupled receptor activity
Source: RefSeq, a predicted model, not a curated record
CCCAUGGCAAAUGCAGAUUUGGGAAAUCAAACAUCCAUCACAGAAUUCAUCCUCCUGGGAUUUGGGAACCUCCAGGAACUGCACUUUCUUCUCUUACUGCUGUUUCUAGUGAUCUACAUUGCGACCAUGGGGGGGAACAUCCUCAUUGUUGUGUUAGUUGUGGCUGAUCAGCACCUUCACACACCCAUGUACUUCUUCCUGGGGAACUUGUCCUGCUUGGAGACCUGCUACACCUCCACUAUCCUGCCCAGGGUGCUGGCCAGUCUCCUGACUGGAGACAGAACCAUUUCUGUUAGUGGUUGCAUCACACAAUUUUAUUUCUUUGGUUCUCUGGCAGCUACAGAAAGCUAUCUCCUUGCCAUAAUGUCUUAUGAUCGGUAUUUAGCAAUUUGUAACCCCCUGCAUUAUGCAGCCCUUAUGAACAGCAAAUUUUGCCUUCAGCUAAUGGCUAGUUCUUGGAUAAGUGCUUUCUUGGCCAAUUGCUUAGUGAUAUUUUUGGCAUCACAAUUAACUUUUUGCCACUCCAAUGAAAUUCCCCAUUUCUUUUGUGACUUCUCCCCAAUUGUAAAACUCUCCUGCAGUGACACCACCCUCAUUGAACUUCUGACUUUCAUCAUGGCCUUUAUAUUCACAGUGACACCAUUUCUGUUAACCCUGUCAUCCUACGUUUGCAUCAUCACCACCAUCCUGAAAAUCCCAUCCACCAAGGGGAGGCAAAAGGCAUUUUCCACCUGCUCCUCUCACCUCAUUGUGGUGACCAUUUUCUAUGGAACCAUCAUGAUUGUCUACAUGCUCCCAGACACCAAUACACUGCGAGACCUGAACAAAGUGUUCUCUGUCUUCUACACAGUCCUGACUCCUCUGGUCAACCCCCUCAUCUACAGUCUGAGAAACAAAGAAGUACACAAAGCCCUGAGGAGAAAGACUAGGCACCAAGCCCAGUCCACAGUCCAAGGAGGAUUUGCCGAACCUGCGCCGAGUACCUGUUCGUCGGUGCACAAUGCUCUGGCGCUGGCGGUGUGUGAACUGGUGCCGAUUAAGGACCCUAAGGACCCUCGGCACCAUCAUGGCUCGGGCCAUAAGAAGCCAUCCUCGGUGCGGCAUCAUUCUCAAUCCCCAGUGCCGUUAAAGAAGAAGAGGCCGGAGAGGGGUCAGUGCCCCCCGCUGAAGCCUAAAGGAGCCAGGGUCAGGUCCAAGGUCUCGGUUGGCAUCUCUGUCUUCGGCAUCCUUUGUUCCACUGCCUACCGAAGUGCCAGCCCGACUGUUAUAAACAACUGCUCCAGCACCGACCUUUCCAUCAACGGCACCGCCGACGGCUGCAGCUCUGACUCCACCGGCAUUGACGAGGUCAGCACUGCCGGAUCUAGCGGCUCCCACAUAGACCGUGGCACGGAGGCUCCCACCUUCAGUGGUCUCAGCACCGCAUCCCAUCGAAUACCACGUGCCGAGAGACCCAAGGGGUACUGA